GAGGGCGGGCAGGCGGCUGCUAGGCGCGAAGGGAGCGGGCCGGGGCCCAGCCGUGCGCAGGGGCCGCUGGCAGGCCGGAGCCGCCCGCACCCGUUCGGAACGAGCGAGGCGGGGGCGCCGCAGCAGCCCCGGCCCCGGUGCCCGCCCUGUGCCGCCCUCGCUGACGGAGCUCCGGCCCGGGGUUCGCUGCCGCCGCGGCGCGCAGGGCCCGGCGCUGCCUGCGGGGGCUUUUCUUCCGGCAGCGCCGGUGUUGGCGGCCGGGGGCGGGCGGCCCCGCGCCCCCUGCGAGGAGAAGCGCCUGUUCCGCGUUAGGAUUCCAACAGGAAAAUUUUCUUGACCCUGUGUCUGGGUAACUCUUGAGGAUGGCAAGCAAAGGACCCACGACUUCUGCAUCAACAAAGAACUCCAGUACCGGAGGGACCAGUGGCAGCAGUAGCAGUAAUGGUGCUGGGGACAAUGCUAAUCAGGAUAACACUUUUGAAUGUAACAUCUGUUUAGACACUGCCAAGGAUGCAGUUAUCAGCUUGUGUGGACAUCUCUUCUGUUGGCCUUGUUUACACCAGUGGCUAGAAACCAGGCCAAACCGACAAGUGUGUCCUGUGUGCAAAGCUGGAAUCAGUCGAGAUAAAGUUAUUCCUCUGUAUGGAAGAGGUAGCACUGGGCAACAGGACCCCAGAGAAAAAACUCCACCACGACCCCAAGGACAGAGACCUGAACCAGAGACCAGAGGGAUGACUUUAUCCGCCACCUUAAUUAGAGUCCCCCUGGGAUUCCAGGGCUUUGGGUUUGGGGAUGGUGGCUUCCAAAUGUCAUUUGGAAUUGGGGCGUUUCCCUUUGGUAUAUUUGCAACAGCAUUCAACAUAAACGAUGGGCGACCUCCUCCAGCUGUUCCAGGGACUCCUCAAUAUGUGGAUGAGCAGUUCCUAUCCCGCCUCUUCCUGUUUGUGGCUCUGGUGAUAAUGUUCUGGCUGUUGAUUGCAUAAAUCUUUCCCAUUAUUCUAUAUAUUCAUGGCCAUCAAGGCCACUGAAACAGUUAGAAACUGCAUCCCCAUCCCAUUUUAAACCUCUUGGUGUCUGGUUCCUUAGCUAACUAUGGGCUUCAGGAAUUGGUGGUACCACAGCACAAUGAGGAAUCUCACAUUUUGCACCAGAGUUGGAAAUUAAACAUUGGUUAAAAAGCAUAUUUCAGCUCAGCUAUCUUGUACAACAGGUUCCUGCCACAAACCGUGGGUCUAGCUUUGAGCUCCACUCCUAAAAGGAGUGCUGCUUUAAAAUCCUACGCCGAUCAGUGACACCGGGUUUAUGGGAAACAGUUGCCCCAAGGUAGACUGGGCAGGUAAGGAAACUUCUGCAGUGUGAUCAGUAUCUCGUGCUUGGCACCUGUGAUGAUCUGCCAGAGCUGCGGAUGUUAUUUAAUGUCUUUACAUCAACACCCAGCCUUCUUCAGGAAAUCAUCUGCAGCACUGCUGAGACCUUUUGGGCACAGCACAUAAUGCAAAUGGAACCAGGUUUGGAGACUGGUUUAUUUUCUUGCUGUUAGUUCCUGGCGUGACGGAAAACCCCUCCUGAAGCAGUUCUAAUGUCUGUUAGAAGAAGGGAUACAAAUUUAUGCUGCAUUUUUUUUAAAGCCUGAUUUGCUGGAGCCAGACACUGGAAGAUUUUCUCCUCGUGGACCUGGGUGGGAUUGCCGAACAGUACAACGCACCUGUCUGCCUCCCCAGCCCAGUUCCUCACUGACAAAACAGUGUUGUCUUCCUCGGUUCUGCACAGCAGCCUGUGGCUGCGCUCAUGGAUAAUCCCCUCCCAACCUUGUCACUGUAGCUACAUUUGUUCUUCCGCAAAGCUUUGAGACUUUCUGCGCAAGGUCAUGUGCUCCGAAUAAAAUCCUAUUACAGAUCUGAGAUCAGCUUGUUUGGGGAAAGGAACAAAAAGGCAUCUUUACGUGAGUUUUGAGGUUAAACUUCUCAUACUAUAAAAUUAUACAGGAGGAAAAAUCCUGCCUUUGCUAGCACUUGCCACAGUAGGGAGCAUUUGGAAGAACUUCUCUCUACAGGUGCAUACAGCUACUCCAUGCCACAGCAGAAUGGCUGCAGUGCAAGAGUCUCUGCAGUAUCUACCAAAGAUACUAAUUUGAAGUGCUGGAGGGGACCACAACCAUUUCUGUGCUGAGGGGAAAAUAUUUCAGAAGGUGAGCACUGUAGCCGUUUUUGAAUCCUGUUGGGUAUACAGCUUUAAAGAGUAUUUCUGAUGUAUUUGUGUAGAUUCCUUCAGAACAACAGAUAUGAGAGAUUCCAUAGCAAGAUGAACAGUUUUCAUAUUUCUCUGACUUGGCAAUUACAUUUUUUUCUCUUACUGUUUUUAGAUUAUUUUGAUUCAGAUCGCUGGUAGUCAUAAUGAUUUCCUGCCAGAUUAAUAUUGUGACUUCCUUGUCAAUAGACAGACAACUGACAAAACAAAUCAACUCAUAGAAACAUUGUUUAGGUAGCUAGGGUUUUCUAGUGUAUGGAUGAGGUUCCUGGGCAGGACACCUUAAUUGUUGUAGAAGCUUAUUUAUAUAAUUAUAAACUGUUCACUUUUAGUAUCAAGACAGAGGGUUACUGAAGUUUAACUUGCCUACCUCCAAAUUCCAUCUGGCAAGUAGACUUUUGCAAAGCUUCUGCAGCGUUUUGCCACAUCUAGUCAAUCUGGCAGAAUAUAUUGCUCAACUAUAAACAGUUGAAGUGGUGCUUCAACUUCUGUUGUGUGGCACUUUUGAGAAGCUUAACUUCUUCUGCAUAUGGUUCUUCUCAAGUGCAUGACUCGGUAACUAGGACCCUUUCUAGGAGAAAGGCUAUUGCAUUCUUAAAAGCAACUGGCUGUAGUACAAUGUCGCAGCUUUGACUUACUUUCAUGAGCAGGCAGCACCACCUGCUGAUGAAAAAGGAAAGUUCAUGUGAUGGUAAAGGGAUGGUUUUCAUUCUCCUUUUUGUAUUGAGAAACGAUCCUAAGAGCUGAGGUCAUCCAGGAAGGAGCAGGGUAUCCCUUUAAAGCCUUUUUCUGAUAAAGAGGACAGAAAAGUGUAAUAGGUUAAAAAGAGGUAUUGAAACUGGUAUAACUAACAUGUUUUAAAAUACAGAAUUGUAAUGGCUUGGGGUUUUUUUCUGUUUAUUGGUGAAAGACACCAAUGGCUUUAGAUGGAGGCGGCUGCAGAAACAUGACUGAGAACCCCCAUUUUCCAGCAAUCCAAGAAUGAAAUAGUCUAAAAGUGUUAAUGCUUUUGUUUCUACCUUUUUCUUGGUGUGCUUUUUGUAUCGUACCACUCCCCCCCUUGUACUCAGACUGCACACGGCCUAUAAUGGCUUGUCUAGUGCGUUACCAUUACUGUUCACUAAUUUUCACUGUUGUGAAAGUGAUUUAGAAUUAAAAAAAAAAAAAAAAAUGGUUUUACAUUAA
This is a messenger RNA of Tyto alba (common barn owl), 3432 nucleotides long. It is a transcript of the gene RNF185, whose product is annotated as ring finger protein 185. The transcript is spliced from 8 exons. Gene Ontology annotation, cellular component: endoplasmic reticulum. Bases 363 to 983 code for a protein of 206 amino acids. The record is from RefSeq and is a predicted model, not a curated record. Gene Ontology annotation, biological process: ubiquitin-dependent protein catabolic process. Lineage: Eukaryota; Metazoa; Chordata; Aves; Strigiformes; Tytonidae. Gene Ontology annotation, molecular function: metal ion binding; ubiquitin-like protein conjugating enzyme binding; ubiquitin protein ligase activity.